ACCGCGGAAGAAGGAAGUCAAGAAAAGUUUGAGACGAUGACCCUGCAGGCUAUACGCUGGGAAAACCACAAGCUCCAAAUCUUAGAUCAGCUGAAACUUCCCAAGGAAACCGAGUAUAUUGAUGUCAAAAAUGUUGAAGACGGAUGGCAAGUUAUAAACAAGAUGCAGGUGCGUGGAGCUCCAGCAAUAGCAAUUGUGGGAUGUCUUAGUCUUGCAGCUGAGUUAGCUGAGACUGAAUCAUCCUAUAAAAAAGCACAACUACAGAAAGAUGUAUCAUCAAAGCUUGACUAUUUAGUAAGUGCAAGACCAACAGCCGUGAAUAUGAAAAAAGCAGCCGAAGAACUUACAGUUGUGAGCAAGAAUUUGUGUGAGGGUGGCAUCUCAUUACAGGAUAUGGUAAAAUCAAUAAUAUCAUGGUGUGAGAAAAUGUUAGAGGAUGAUGUCACCACAAAUAAGAACAUUGGCAAGUUUGGUGCAGAAGCCAUUAUUAGUGGUAAUGAAGGGAAUAGUGUCCAAGUGAUUACUCACUGCAACACUGGAUCACUUGCAACUGCUGGCUAUGGAACUGCUUUAGGUGUUAUUAGAGCUCUGCAUGACAUGGGUCAUCUGAGUAAAGCCUUCUGUACUGAAACUCGUCCAUACAAUCAAGGUGCAAGACUUACAACCGAUGAAUGGUGGAUAGAAUAUGGCUUCAUGAGAUUUUAUGUGUAUGAGGCAAUAGACACAGGUGAGAUAAAUGAUAAAGAGGUUCAGUGGGAUAAUGAUCAGCUGCGUGUGAUAUAUUCUGUGAUGGUCCGGUGUCUGUAUUGUUUGAUUGGUCAUAAGUAUUUUAGUCUGCAUAGUAAGGGCAUAGGCGUGCAGUGCAAGCAAAGAAUUGAUGUAGAUGAUGGCUAUAGUGAGACGGUCGUGAAUAUAAGUUUUCAAAUUGCAAAGCUGAGACUUUUAGGGGUAAUUGUCAAGAAUAGGACUGUAUCAAGCGACUUGUAUCAUGUGCACAUUUCUGAUAAGAAAUUGCCAGAGAAAUUUACAGGCAUAGAUAUAUUUUGGCGCUAUAUGUGA
Penaeus vannamei (Pacific white shrimp) is the source of this 1059-nucleotide messenger RNA. The record is from RefSeq and is a predicted model, not a curated record. NCBI's taxonomy places the organism in Eukaryota, Metazoa, Arthropoda, Malacostraca, Decapoda, Penaeidae.